Messenger RNA from Vidua chalybeata, 4295 nucleotides. Its product is annotated as centrosome-associated protein CEP250-like. Bases 384 to 3992 code for a protein of 1202 amino acids. The transcript is spliced from 20 exons. The record is from RefSeq and is a predicted model, not a curated record. NCBI's taxonomy places the organism in Eukaryota, Metazoa, Chordata, Aves, Passeriformes, Viduidae. Gene Ontology annotation, biological process: cilium assembly.
ACCCUGGAGCUGUCAACAGCUCAUGAACUUUGGGGCUUGGACCUUGCAAAGGCCAAGGGCACUUUGAUUGUGUGCUAUUGACCCUGCAAAGGCCAAGAACCUUUAGAUAUUUGGGUUUAGACCCUGCAAAGGCCAAGAGCCUUUGUGCACUGGGGUUUAGACCCCGCAAAGGCCAAGGGCCUUUGUGCACUGGGGUUUAGACCCUGCAAAGGCCAAGAGCCUUUGUGCACUGGGGUUUAGACCCUUCAAAGGCCAAGAGCCUUUGUGCACUGGGGUUUAGACCCUGCUAAGGCCAAGAGCCUUUGUGCACUGGGGUUUAGACCCUGCAAAGGCCAAGGGCCUUUGUUCACUGCUGUUUACUCUCCACUUGUGCCGAGGGACGGAUGGAGACCCGGCGGGGAGCUCGAGGGCUUUCUCAGCAGGGACAUUCCUCCAGAGCCCCUGAGGCACUGGUAGACGACAGUGACAGCAUGGCCAAUUGCAUCAUCUGCACCGACAAUCCUGGGAAUAGCCUCUCAACUCUGACAUCCACUGAUGAGCAGCAUCCCUUUGAAUUGGUUCGGGAAGCUACAGAGAAUUGUGGGCACAUUCAUCAAUAUUUUGAUCAAAUGGAAGGGAGAGGCCAGAGGAUCAGAAGCCGCUUCCAGCUGAUAGACCCUCUGCUAGAAGAAAUCAGGAGUGACUGUGCAAACCUUGAGAAGUCCAGGGAAAUGCAGCUGCAGUGCCCUGGAAUCCCCGAGCCAGGAGCCUUGUGUCUGCGUCUGAAGAACACCAAGCAGCGGAAGAAAACAUCAGCCCAGGCAGAACAGGCAGAACAGCAGGACAGGAUGGAGCAUGAACGGGAAUUGAACCAGCAGCGCAUGAGAGAUCUGGAAAGGACCAAUGAAAUGCAUGCACCUGAGAUGCGAGAUCGUAAGGAAAACGCUCGAGAAUUGGAAGUGGAGAAGGAAGGCGUGCAGCAAGAGUUGGAGAAUGUGGCUGCAUCUUUGAAGAAAUGGAGAGAGAAGGCUGAAGUACUGACUGCUGCACUGAUGAAGAGUGAAAUUGCCAAGGGUCAUCUGAUGAAACACUUGGACAUGCUGAAGGGAAAGUCUGGUAUCCAGGCAGGCACUGGCACUGACCUUCAGUCCACUCCAGGGUCCCUGGAAGAUUCCAGUGCUGUUUCCCAUGAAGAGCAUGAACGGGAAUUGAACCAGCAGCGCAUGAGAGAUCUGGAAAGGACCAAUGAAAUGCAUGCACCUGAGAUGCGAAAUCGAAAGGAAAACGCUCGAGAAUCGGAAGUGGAGAAGGAAGGUGUACAGGAAGAGUUGGAGCAUGGGGCUGCUUCUUUGAAGAAAUGGAGAGAGAAGGCUGAAGUACUGACUGCUGCACUGAUGAAGAGUGAAAUUGCCAAGGGUCAUCUGAUGAAACACUUGGACAUGCUGAAGGGAAAAUCUGGUAUCCAGGCAGGCACUGGCACUGACCUUCAGUCCACUCCAGGGUCCCUGAAUGAUUCCAGUGCUGUUUCCCAUGAAGAGGUUUCCCAGGAGCAAGAUUCAUCGAGCUGGUCUCUGGAGCAGCUGAGCCCAGAACCCUCUGGCCAAGGGCACGCACUGGCCCGGGUGCGCCGAGAGGAGGAGCUGCUGGGCCAGAAGGCUGACCUUGAGGGCCGACUGGCAGCCACGGAGUGGCUCCGACAAGACCUUUCCAGGCAGCUGGCAGAGACCAGGUCAGCAAAGGAGAGCCUGGAAUCCAGGCUGUUUGCUGCUCAGCAGCAGAUAUUUCAGCUGGAGGGGACCAGGAACCUUCUGGAGGCUCAAGUGCUCACAGUCACACAGGCCAAGGAGGUGAUAGAAGGACAAGUGAAGUGCCUGCAACGUGAGCUGGAAGCAGAGAGAGCUCUCAGGAGGCAGGAACGGGAAGACACAGCUCAACAGCUCCUGCAGGCAGAGCAGCAGCACCACAAAAGCCUCAGGCUUCAGGGAACUGCUCAGCAACUGGGAAUAAAGAAGCUCCUGCAAGACCUGGCAAGUGAGCGCAAAAGGCACCGUGCAGAGAUGAAGGAGACGCUGGAGCAAUGGGAAAAAGAGAAGGCAGAGAGAGAGCAGGAGCACAGGAAGGUGCAGUUUGAGAUGAGGCAGAAAGUUGCCACCCUGCUGGCCCAACAGGAAGAACUAAUGAGAUUUGAAAACGCCAAGCGAGAGGUGCUGCUGGAAGAGCAGAAGGAGAAGAGUGCUUUAUCAGAGGCACUGCUCCAAACUCAGGAAGAGCUCAGCCGAGCCCACCAGCAGGUCCAGCAGCUCAGGCAGGAGGUGAAAGAGCAGCAGGAGAAGAGCCAGACCAUCAAGGCAAAUCUGCAAGCUGAGCUGCAGGAAGCUCACAGUGACAUGCAGGCAGCGCAGAGGAGGCACGAGGAAGAGCUACAAGGCCUCAAAGAGGAAAUGAAUCUGCUCCUUGAGCAGAGGGAGGCUCUACAAAAGCAGGUGGGAGAGUUGACAUCUCAGCUGGCAGCCUGCCGAGAGUCCCAGGAAACGACUGUCCAGAGAGCCCAGCAAGAUGUGAGGGAGGCCCAGGAAAUGUUCAGGCAGCAGCUGCUGGAGAUUGAGCAUGCCCAGAAGAUGCUGAAGGAGGUGGAAAAUCAGACAAAGGAGCUGCAAGUGCAUCUGGAGUACUUGGAGAGGGAAUGGAGCCAAUGGGAAGAAGUGGCACAGCAAAAUUCAGAAUUGCAGGCUUCCGUGAAUGCCCUAGAGAGUGAAAAAGACAGGCUGAUCCUGUCUCUGGAGGAAAAGCACCAGUGCCUCAGAAGGGUGGAAAAACAGAACCUGGCGCUGAACAAUCACGCGUCUCCGUUAUUUUCUGCUCUUAAGCGGGCAGAGGAGUUCUGUUCUGAGCAGAGAAUACAAAUGCAGGAGUUCAACACCCAGAUCUGGGCCCUGCAGGACCUGCAGAUGGAGGCUUCCCAGGCAACUCGAGAGAAGCAGCUGCUGCAGGAACUGCACAAGUCUGGAGCAGGAGAAUGUGCUUUGAGGGACUCUGUGGACGUGCUGGAGGCUGAGGUGUCUGAGCUGCGUGUGAGGCUCCAGAGCUCUGAUGACAAGGCUCUUGCCUUGGCCAUACAGUGUAAGGCCGUGGAGCUGGAGCUGAGGAAGACGCAGGUUCAGAGGGACAAUCUCAGAGCCCGCAGCCUGGAGCUGCAGGAGUUGGAGGAAAGUGAGAAAGAGUUGUGGAAGGCAGCAGUCAAGCACAUUUCUCGAGAAACUGCCCUGGAGAAAGAGGCCACUGAAAGACGGGAAGAGGCUGUGACUCUUUGUCAGGAGGUGGCAUCUCUGAAGAGGAAAUUGGAGAACCUGGAGAAGGACAGGAUGGAUGUGCCGCAUGAACGGGAAUUGAACCAGCAGCGCAUGAGAGAUCUGGAAAGGAGGAAUGAAAUGCAUGCACCUGAGAUGCAAAAUCGUAAGGAAAACGGUCAAGAAUCGGAAGUGGAGAAGGAAGGCAUGCAGGAAGAGCUGGAGCAUGGAGCUGCUUCUUUGAAGAAAUGGAGAGAGAAGGCUGAAGUACUGACUGCUGCACUGAUGAAGAGUGAAAUUGCCAAGGGUCAUCUGAUGAAACACUUGGACAUGCUGAAGGGAAAGUCUGGUAUCCAGGCAGGCACUGGCACUGACCUUCAGUCCACUCCAGGGUCCCUGGAAGAUUCCAGUGCUGUUUCCCAUGAAGAGCAGGCAAUUGGAGCACAAGUGGAACAGCUGUUACGUGGCUCAGGGAGCAGCCUGGAACCCAAGCAGCCUGUUGUAUCAGCCGAGGAAGAGAAGAAAGAGAGGCUUGAAUUAACCAGUGAGCCCAGGAGAAGUGGCAAACAGGUGGAACCUGAAAGGAGAAGAAUCAGAAUUUUUAGGAGAGUGUUCUGCCCAGACUACUUUAUGUUGCCUGUCCACAAGUCUGCCCAUCGAAAACGGUUGACUUCUACAAUAGAAGACUCCUCCAGUAGCUCAGGGGAGCAGCAGCCCUCCUGCUGAUGCACAGCCUGUGGAGAAAGGGGUGUCCCUGCUGCAGUCACAGCUGGCCCAAGACCAACAGGACCACCUGGAGAGCUCUGCAGGGAGCAGGAAGGAGACACGAGGUGCAGAAAGGACCUCCUUGCUUCCUGAACAUCUCAGAGAGGAGGCAGCGUGCAGCUGGAUGUAGUCUUAGACUUAGUCAGUAGUUUAUGUUUAAAGGAUAGUAUAGGUGAAAUUGAGUCUUUACACAACUGUGUUCCAUAGGAUGAAAGACAUAUUUAUAGAAAAAUAAAGAGUUUAUUACGAUCAUGAUUAAACUAA